Messenger RNA from Tricharina praecox, 1760 nucleotides. RefSeq lists its product as uncharacterized. Gene Ontology annotation, molecular function: zinc ion binding. Gene Ontology annotation, biological process: regulation of DNA-templated transcription. Gene Ontology annotation, cellular component: nucleus. NCBI's taxonomy places the organism in Eukaryota, Fungi, Ascomycota, Pezizomycetes, Pezizales, Pyronemataceae. Bases 55 to 1686 code for a protein of 543 amino acids. The record is from RefSeq and is a predicted model, not a curated record. The transcript is spliced from 2 exons.
UAUUACAGCUACCCCACCAUCCAUUGCAUCGCCUCACCCACAACCUCAUUCACCAUGGCUACACCAAACACACAUCUUCAAGCAUGGGCUCUCCCACGUCUAAAAGCUCUGAUAGACUACCUUACAGACGAAGAUUUGCUACAGGCCAUUACCUACAGCGCCUCGCUCCCGGACGCUGUCCAAGCCGCAGACAACUUCAAGAGCAUGCUUGGAGAAACCGAUGAAACCCUCACAUUCAUCUCGGACUUCAACAGCCGCGCCUUCCCCCCAUCGCAGCCAGCAGCUCCCACUCCAACUCCAGCCCAGGGAGGUCGUGGCGGUGGCCGUGGUAGAAAACGAGGAGGGAAAGCGAUCAACCACUACAAGCAAGAGCCACGGCGCGCGAAUGACGGACAGGAAGCACUCUUCGCGAAUCCGCAGGGUGUCUACAACAAGAAAGACAACGAUCUAGAAGACGAGUACUACACCGGAUCACGCAAGGCGACGCCGACGGGUUCGCUAAAACCCACCCCCACGAGCUCCGCGAGACCCUCGCCGUCGUCAAGUUCUACCAACCUCGUCUCGACGUCAUCUUACGCCGCGGUCUCGAAGCCCCCGACGCAGGGAAAACUAACUUCCGACCUCGUCGACAAGAAGCCGAAGCCUGCUCCCGCCGCAGCAAAAUCAAAGCAGGAGAAAUAUGUCUACACAACCUCGGGCGGCACGGCGAUGCGUGGCGCCACGGCCGAGCUUACCGAUCUCGAGUCGGCGCUGCGGGCUCUCGAGAUGUCGACGAAUCCUACGCUCAACAAUCGCACCCGCAAGUUGUGUCCCUGUCAGGGCCUUACGCACGAGGUGCUGCAGGCUGCACCGAAUUGUUUAGCGUGCGGAAAGAUCAUCUGUUUGAAGGAGGGACUGGGACCGUGUACUUUCUGUGGUGCACCGCUGUUGUCCCCGGAUGAAGUGCAAGACAUGGUACGCUCGUUACGUGAGGAGGCCGGCAAGGAGAAAAUGGCCAUCAAUGCGUCGCAGAAUAAGCGCGCGGAGGUGUCCAAGACCCCCCGGCCGUUCUCUGCGGCACCAGAGGUGGGGAGGGCGGAUGAUGAGAGCUUGAGGAAGGCGCAGGAGCACCGUGAUCGCCUGCUUGGUUUCCAGGCGACGAGUGCCCAGAGGACGAGGAUCAUCGAUCAAGCUGCGGACUUUGAGACCCCGCUGACGGCUGGCGGCUUGAAUCAAUGGGCCACUCCUGCCGAGCGCGCGCUACAGUUGAAACGACAGCAGAAGCAGAUGCGGUUGGUUCAGUGGAGUGCGAAGGAGAAGUAUGAGAAGCAGAGGGUUGUCGUGGCAAUUGACCUCAGUGGGAAGAAGGUGGUCAGACAGAUGCAGGAUAUUGAGCCACCCUCGGAUUCGGAAGAGGAGGUGGGGCAAGAGACGGAGUACGAUCACUCGAUCUCGCGCGGCGGGAAGGGGAAGGAGAAGGCUGGCAGUGGUGGUAUGUACGCGAGGAACCCGCUGCUCAAAGGGUUGAUCAAGCCUGUGUAUGAGGCGAAGAAGGGGUCGAAGAAGGAGAUGCACGAUGCUCUUGCGGCCAGGGGCACGGGCUGGAGGAGGGUGCAGGAUGAUCUGGCGGAUAAUGAGAGAGUCAUCCUCGAUGGCGGAGUGCGGGGCAUCCAAGGCGAUAAGGGAGAUGAGAUUCCCUGUGGAUAAGCGCGAAGGAUGUUGUACCCGUCUUGUUUGGCCUGGCCAAUUGUGCAAUGCAUCUGUCUAUCAACAAAGUAAUU